This is a messenger RNA of Kluyveromyces marxianus DMKU3-1042, 1836 nucleotides long. RefSeq names its product UPF0652 protein. Gene Ontology annotation, molecular function: zinc ion binding. The transcript has a single exon. NCBI's taxonomy places the organism in Eukaryota, Fungi, Ascomycota, Saccharomycetes, Saccharomycetales, Saccharomycetaceae. The record is from RefSeq and is a predicted model, not a curated record. The coding region runs from base 1 to 1836 and encodes 611 amino acids.
AUGUCUUCUAAACGUACUUUAAAAGAAAUUUUGGACUCCGAAUAUGUGGAGGAUAGCGAUGAAGAGAAUCUUAAACCAGAGGUUGGUAGCGAGGAUGAGUUAGAAGAAUCAAAAGAAACGGAAUUAAAUCCUGAUUACUGUAGUGAAUGUCAGGAUAUGAAGAUUGAAAUCAUUUGCAGCGAUUGUGAUGAGCAAUUUUGUGUAACUUGUUUCGGCAUGCUACAUCGUGGAGGGAAGAGGAAGAAGCAUGAGUAUAUCAAAGUUAAUGAGGAUAAAACCGAAAACAAGGAAUCAAACGAUUCAAAACCUACUACAGAAGUAGAGCAACAGAAGUUACAAGAUGAAAUCAACAGCUCAAGGGAAUCUAGUGUAGCAAAUGAUGUUGAAGAAAAGAAAAUUAACACCACUGGAAUUGAUGAUAAACUUUUAGCACAAUUGUACUUACACUCUCAAUAUAUUCCAAUGAGGUUAACACAUGAAGAAAGACAUUUACUAAGACUCCUUGAAGCUGCCCUUGAAGUAUCUGAAUAUACUGACCGUGUGGACAUUCUAUCUUACCAAUCUAAGUCUAAGAGAAUAUUAGAGCAAUUAAGGGAGAUGUGCUCUGUUUUAUGUGGUUUAGUUAUAGCGUCCAAUUUGAAGGUUGGAAAGAAGCUUUUGGAGAUGAAGAAUUUCAGCGAUAAUGCAGAAUGGUUUAAAGAUAUAUUUGAAAUUGGAAGAAGAUAUAAAGUCAUGAAUCCAGACCGUAUGAGGAGUACCUUUGGUAAACUUUGUUAUAUGGUGAUGGACUCUAGACUACCGGAAAUUGAAGAUCACAUGGAAUUCCAUUUGUUCAAACCUAUUAAGACUGUCCAUACCUUUUUGGGAAAUCCUAAUGACAAAGGUAAAGCUUUAGGAGUCUUUAAAGAUAAGUUAAUACUUUAUGCAACUGCUGAUAUUAACCCUACAGGUAAGACAAGAUCAGAGAUCCAAAGAAUGAUCAAACAGAAAGAAUCUGCAAUUGAGACUUUAGCCUCCAAAUACAGUUCAUCCAUCUAUUCCAAAGAAGAUAUUCGCCAAGUUCUUUAUUCAAUUGGUGAUUACAAUGCAUAUGUGAAUACAAACAGAAGACCAAUCAUGAGAAUGCUCGAAAGACUUGAAGUCUUCCGUGAUCCUUCCAUUCAAAAAAAGUAUUCUCUUGGAAUUCAAUAUGGCCGUCAAGGGGCAAGGUUGACCCAUGACCACGAGAGACAGUGGCAUUACGUUCAACAGUCCUUGACGUUAUGGUCAAUAAUUCAAAGAGAAAUGGUACAUCUCUGGUACAUAGCAGACCAGGAUUUGUUCAACAGCUCCUCAUACAGAUUGACCUCCACUGGUCAAGGUUUGAAUCGUGUUAAACCUUGCCCCGCUCUUUACAAAGCAGUCCACAACAUUUUGAAUGAAUGUAGAUCCAAGUGUCACUCUUGGGUCGGCUCUUCUGUGGUUCAUUUGGGGGAUGAUGCUGUCCCUAAUGCGAUGUUCUUCUUAGACAAAUAUACUCAAAUUCCAAAUAUAUUGAUCCCAUUCGAUAGCACCUUAUUACAAAUCAAUGAUCUUGUCAAGGACGAUCCUAAGUUGAGAGAUUACAUCAAUGCAGAAUAUGGAUCUGUGGACGAUUUAAAAUUAACAAUAUUACAAGAUGCAUUUGCUCAUAUGUUUGAUGGAUCAGGUGCAGACAAUUUCUACAUGAGUGGAUCAUGUAUCGAUGGUAGAUUAACUUCUGCUUGGAAUCACACGAACAAAAUUUCAGAGAAGAAAUACUACAAUAUUUUCUUAAUGACAAGAUUUAUUGGUUUCAACGGAAAUCAAGGAUUCUAA